AAUAAAUAACGCCUGCCAGCAUUACUUUCAGACUAUGUUUAUUUUAAUACUGUAUCGAAAGUACUUGAAUGCCAAGUAUGUUCAUACCCUGAUCUGAUAGGUUAACACAGAUUACGCCCAUGUACUUAACAAAGACCGACAUCCGGAAUUAAACUAAUUUUUUGUUCCUUGAAUUUCGCUAUAAAGAACUGCAUGUUCUGUGUAGUACUACAGUUGUAACUUAUACAUCAAGAAGGGAGCAAGCCCUAGUAGCUCUAAGCUAGGUAGGUAGUACUUGUAUUGUAUACUAUACGUGGAUUUCACGAAGAGAGACAGUGCUACACACGAUGGUCAACUCCGAAAUGAAAGAUAUAGUGAUCACAGUGACAGACUACAUGGUUCAGUACAUGUACUGUCUGUGUUUAGUGACAAGCACAUGUGACUGCAAACAUUUCGCAACAUUCGUUCGCUCGCCCCGAUGAAGCGAGGAGUUGAUGAGAGUUUGCAGUCAGGCAUUUUUACUGGGGACAUUUCAAGCUCUAGAUUAACAAAAUAAAGUGAUGUGUGUUCAACUACGAGUGCUUUAUGAAAAGUAAUGAGCGAAACUUAUAGUUGAACCAAGGUCGCGUGACUUCUUCGUUUGAUCUGGAUGGAUGCCUUUCAAGUUGAGCAGCAUGUUGUAGCACAACAAAGCUUCCUCAUACACAACAACCAAGAUCUUUUACUUUACUGAAUGUAUUAAUCAAUCUUAUUUGUCAUUUUAGAUCGACGUCAGUGCAAUAUGGCGACAGCGGGGAGCACAUUACCAGCGAGCACAUUACCAGCGAGCACAUUAGCAGUGAGCACAUUACCAGCGAGCACAUUACCAGCGAGCACAUUAGCAGUGAGUGAGGUCAAUAAAGACCAGAGGCAGAGCAUUAAAUUGAUCGAAAUACAAGAAUUAUCAAGAUUGCAAAACGAGAAAGACGAGGUAUGAUAUAUACUAGCUGGAUACUUUGAUUGCUACUAUUCACAACAUAUAGCUAAUUAUUACUGACGAAUUACUUAUUUUAUAAUUGGCUAAUUAACUCGCUAAUUGAUACAUUAAAAAAUAAACUUACUACCCUCAACUACAACCAGCAUAUUGCUAGCUAACCAAAGUGCAAACUUUCCUCAAAAUUAUUCAACAAAGGGACCGCGGAACCGGGGGGCAUGCCCCCCCCCCACUUUUUUGACGGAUAAAAAAAAAUACCGGAUAGGCUCCACGCUCCCUGCAAUAUAGACAAACAUUACUAUUACUAACCUUUCUCGAUUUUGUUACGUUUAGGUCGAUGGAAGUAUCCCGGUAUAUGACCGUAACAACAACAUAACUCGAUAUGAAAUCAGAAGACCGAAAAUUGACAGUGAACAAUGUGAUGGGAAAAAUAAAGACAGAAUAACUACAGCACAAAAUCAGAGACAACGGACGCGAAAUAUAUUCUCAUGCUAUGCCAGGCAAACAUCGAGAGAAAGUUGAGAUGAAAAGAUGCUACUAAUUAACCUUUCUCACGCUGCCAUUUUUGGGCGGCUUUUCAGCCGAAAUCUGCGAGAUAAGUCCACAUAUAACAGCGACUUUUUAUAGUUUUUUGACGAAUAAUGGUAAAUUUGCGUUGUAAAUAGUUAGUAUAUUUUGAUUGUUUUAAUUGUCUGCAUUGGUUAAGGAGAAUUAGAUGCAAAAAUUGGCGGAUAUUCGUCAUCGCGAGAAAGGCUAAUUGGUUUUGACUUCAAAAUCUAAGUUACUGGAUAGACUACACCACGACGAAAGAAGUUCAGAAAAUGGAAUGAAGCGUUAAGGAGGGAACGAAACAGAAAUUAUUUGAAUGCUUGUUAAUUUAUUGACGAUUUAACUACCAGUUUUGAAGUGCAAUAGUAGUUAAUAUAUGUGAACUAACGUAUUAGGUUUUUCAAUUCAACCUAUGGAGAAAGUAAGAGAAUAUUUCUCAAAUAUAAUAUUAUAAACAAUUAUUAAAUGAGGUUUUUUUUGUUAUCGCCUUCAGCUUGACUGACAACGCUUACCUCAAAACCUUAAUAUCAUAAAAACCUCAUCCAAUAACUUGAAUAUUUAUACAUAAGAUAUGAAACAGUAUAUCUUUCAAGUUGUUAGUGUACAUAUAGCUAGUUAUGUAAAUAAUAAUUAAAAUUAAAAGUGUGUGUUCAUUAAAUCCGUUUCUUUAUUUUAAUGUCCGGUGUUUUCACGGCAACUAUCAAAUAGCAAUCUUCAUAGUAAAAAUGACAAAUUUUAAAAAGAAAGCAAUUUAAUCGCUUAUCAUUCCAUUAAAAUUAAAUAUACUACAAAGUACAAUUAUACAUGAGAGUAAAAUUAUUGCUGUCUACAAACAGUUUAGGCUAACUAGAACAAAAAAAUUAAAACAGUUCAUUACACAUGUUAAGUCGAUGGAAAUUACGAAACUGUCCAGCGAUAUUUUGAAGUGAAAAGUUUGAAUUAACACUUUUUCGAAAACCGAACUUGUAAAAAAUUGAAACGUCCCUGGUGUUUGUAUAUUCAUACCUGACAACAGGAUAGAGCUUUCCCAGUUCCUGACUUUGGGUUUUCCAAAUAAAGUUCUUAAAACAGGAAAAUUUGAUUGUACAAAACAAAAUCGUGAAUGAAAGGCGUUAUUUUCAUGGUAAGGGCCCAUUCACUCAUAAAGUAUAUGAUAUAUGUGAACUAUUUCUGAAUCUUUUGUUUGCUAAGGCAAGUGGUCCUCAGAAUCGCGAGAUCUUUCUUUCAUAUUUAGCAAUACAUUUUUAUUGCAAUUUUAUUAUUUAUGGUUAUAGAAUAAAGCCCUGCGCAAAUAACAAAGAAUUGUUACGGAAACAUUGUGUCCUAGCUAAGCUCCCGAAGGUGGGCAAACCAGGAACCAUUGUGUCCAAGCCAUGUUUCCAGAUGUUGGGCAAACCAGUAGACAUUGUUUCCGCAACAAAACUCACACUUGGUAAACAAAACAUGCUUCUAAAUUCGUUGGAAAAUAUUGUUUGCUUCCUAAGAAGAAAAUUGGUAUUUUUCCAAAAAUUGGUAAAGUUUUCAAGAGAGAAAAAUGUUGAAACAUUUAAGGAGCAUUGGUAUUUUCAAAUAUUUGCGCCACAAUGUUUUCCAUAAGUGAACUUCACUACGUGGGAAAUUGAAGCACAUGGUGCUCAACUCUAACACCUGUACUCUAAAAGCUCACUACACUCAAAGAGUGGAGAUUCAAUCUGAGCUUCCCUUGAGUGUUAGUGCUGUUUUUGAAUAGCUGAAGGGUUAUAAGAGAAGCUCAGAUUGAACCUCCAGUCUUUGAGUGUGAGUGAGUGAGUACAGGCGAAAGAGGAAAGACAAUUAAUCCUCCACAUCUUGUACACUAGGUGGUAAAUACAUUGAAUGAAAUAUUUCGUUUGCUUGCUAUCGUAAGUGUCAAUAGAGAGUUUAAGAUAUUCAAAACAAAGAAAUUCUUGAUGGAAGACAAAAAGUAUGAAUAAAUUUGUGGUUCCAAGGGUAUCCUCAACAGCGUUGUCAUUCUGAAUACAACGUUAAGCUAAGCACAAUCACGUCUUCCAGCAACGUGAAAGUUUAUUACGACGUUAGAUGUGUUACAUAAAGUCAACCUUAUUGCAAACACUACCGAUCGUUCUCCUCAACUUAGCUGUUUGUUAAGCCCUGGGCAAACUAGGAAACAUUGUUGUGGAAACAUUUGUGAUUCUCGAUGUUUCCUCAAAUGUUUCCCUGUUUGCCCACUCGUGGGUUUAUUGUUACCGAAACAAAAUUUGCUUCCCGAGAAGCAAAAAUGUUUCCUAGCAAAUUCAGAAAUAUUUGAUGUUUCCCUAUGUUUCUCACUAAUGUUUCCGCAACAAUGUUUCCUAUUUUGGCCAGGGUUUUGUCAAGCGUUAUUACAGUAAUCAAAGUACUUAGCGCUCAUUCUUGAGCUGAAAUUCAGACCGCGUCGUAGUUGAGUUUGCUGUGUCGUAGAUCUUAAACUCUCUAGCACGUUUGAAGUUUAGCAGCAUACUGUCUAGCACAACAAAGCUUACUCACAACACACAACAACCAACAUCUUUUACUUUCCUGAAUGUAUCAAUAAAUUUGUCAUUUUAGAUUCACGGUCGGUGCAACAGAGCUUUCAAUCUCUGACGAAGGGAUUAGUAUCUGAAGUGUCGUACACUUCAUCCUCGUCGUCGUUAUAUUCCGAGGUAUCGUAUUUCAACACCGUGUGAUGUGUUGGGGACUGGAAACGAGAGAAUGUCUUGCGUUUCACAUCCUUGAUGACGUCAGCAGGUGUGGCUCCAUGGCGAUGGUAACGAUGGACAAAGUAGAGGAUAAUUAGGAUCACAAGGAUACAUAGUAAGACACCAACGACGAUCCCCGCUGUGUUGGGUGAACUGCUGCCCCCAUGCUGUGAACCCACUGUAAGAGAUGAAUGUUGAAU
Molecule: messenger RNA, 4397 nt
Organism: Paramuricea clavata
Lineage: Eukaryota; Metazoa; Cnidaria; Anthozoa; Malacalcyonacea; Plexauridae
Source: the annotation of a GenBank genome assembly